AUAUUAAAGGAGCUGUAUGUAAGAAAUCUAUUUUAAUUAAUCAUAAAAUGGCCCUGAUGUGUCACUAGACAUUAAGAAAACAUGUUCAUUUCAUAUACGUAUAUCACUGACAACAGUAGUCCGGCCAGGAUAUUGUCAUUUAAAAAGUGGACUUGCAGCCCUCAACUGAUGUUGUUGUUGUCAUUUUGUGUUUUGGCCUGACGCGCCUCCCUCCUCCUAUCUACCAAUCACGAAGUCAGUAGUGUUUCGGGAUCCGUGUUGCCAGCUUUGCUGUAACUUACUCUAAUUCCAGUCGGAUAAAAAUGUCUGUUACUAAAUCAAAAAGACCUCGUUAUAAUUCUGAAAUUCGUCGUGACAAAGUCCGAAAUAAAACCAGAAUUUGUAUUGGAGAUGCUUUUGAACGAUGGAGACGGCUGAAAACGGAGAAGAAUUUGAACACAGACGCCAACGUUGCUAAUUUUCUCCUGGACAGCUAUUAUGGCCCCAGCACCUCAACACCCAGUAAGAGAAACUUGAAGCACCACCACCUGACUGCACCAUCACUUUCCAGUAUCGUAUGUGCAUCAUCUGAAACACUUUCAAAUCGCUACACCAUUUACAGAGAGGACCUGUCGCCUAUUGAGGAAAGACUGGAAGAUGAUGAGCGCACCAUGGAUGCCUCUGAGGUUCUGGAGGAAAGUCUACAGAACAUGAGCAUCCAGGAUGCUGAAACCCAGGUCAUGAAUGAGCAGGAGAUAAAUGAUCUAAUGAACAGUGUAAUUGAUUGGGGGGACAGUGAAGGUGUUAGUAAUGAGGAGAUUGAAGCAGAUGACAGUGAAGAUGAGGACUAUGUCCCUCGUAUUUGUAUUCGGUUGGGUGGAGCAUUGCAGGCACCACCAUGCAUUGAUAAUCUGCCUGUGAUAGAUGCCAGUGAGACAGUACAUGACAUCCCGGAUGUAGAGCCUCCAUCAGUCACCUUACCUACACUUCAACAACCUGGCUUUCCUGAUACACUGGAGGUCAUGACUGAAGAUGACCUAAUCGGGAAACGGGCCUCCAUCACUUAUGAGGACUGUUUGAGGCAGCUUGCAACAUUACUUGUGCUUCCGGUCCAAAAGUGCCCAUACACAUGUGACGUCAGUAAAAUGGAGUGUCAGUGUCGCCCUCCAUUUGAAGUUUCCAUUACACGCAGGGGUACUGCAAGCAUCAUGGAAUGGACCUGCCUUGUUGGCCACACUGUAUGGAGAUGGAGCUCACAGCCCACUUUGAGUUUAUGAACAUGGGGAUGGUGGACCGUAGUUCAUUUUUCACAAUUCAGGACACAUACGGUGUAGACACUGUGAAGGAGUUUUGGGAGGA
Molecule: messenger RNA, 1338 nt
Organism: Carassius auratus (goldfish)
Lineage: Eukaryota; Metazoa; Chordata; Actinopteri; Cypriniformes; Cyprinidae
Exons: 8
Coding region: 303-1256 (317 amino acids)
Source: RefSeq, a predicted model, not a curated record